Molecule: messenger RNA, 1569 nt
Organism: Sceloporus undulatus (fence lizard)
Lineage: Eukaryota; Metazoa; Chordata; Lepidosauria; Squamata; Phrynosomatidae
Gene: SYT9
Product: synaptotagmin 9
Exons: 7
Coding region: 1-1569 (522 amino acids)
Biological process (GO): calcium-ion regulated exocytosis; cellular response to calcium ion; regulation of dopamine secretion
Cellular component (GO): membrane; dense core granule
Molecular function (GO): calcium-dependent phospholipid binding; clathrin binding; calcium ion binding
Source: RefSeq, a predicted model, not a curated record
AUGCCCGGCGGCCGGGAGGACGCGGUCUGCCAGAGGGCCCUGCGGCUGCUGCUGGAGCUCUGCGCCGACGGCACCCUGGAGGUGGACAGCUGCCGGCCCUUCAGCGCCUACCUGCGCGAGGCCAGCGGCAGGCCCCGCCCCCCCGCAAUCACAGUGAGCUUACUUUCCUUAGUUGUCACAGCAUGUGGACUUGCUUUGUUUGGGGUGUCCCUGUUUGUCUCAUGGAAACUUUGUUGGGUUCCUUGGCGGGAACGUGGCCUGCCUGAAAACAAAGACAAACAGGAGUCCCUGAACUAUACAGACACAGACACAAAUGACAUCGAAUACAGUGAGGAUUACCAGGGGCAACCUGCCACGUACCCUGACUCUUCCAUGAAGAUUAGCCACACCUCACCUGAUAUUCCAUUGGAUGCCAAGAAAGGAACCAAGGAAAACUGUGUACACAAUGUUCGGAUGCAUCGACAAAUCACAGAACCAACUCCUUCUGCUCGGCACAAUUCAAUCCGAAGGCAGCUCAAUCUCUCAAACCCAGACUUUAACAUCCAGCAGAUCCAAAAGCAGGAGCAGCUGACAGGGAUUGGGAAGAUCAAGCCAGAAUUGUAUAAACAAAGAUCAGUGGACACAGAUGAUGGGCGGAGAAAUAACAGCAAGUCUUGUGGGAAGCUCAACUUUAUUGUAAAAUAUGAUUGUGAUUUGGAACAACUAAUAGUGAAGAUUCACAAAGCUGUGAACCUACCAGCGAAAGACUUUUCUGGAACUUCAGACCCUUAUGUUAAGAUCUACUUACUUCCAGAUAGGAAAACAAAACACCAGACUAAAGUACAUAGAAAGACCCUGAACCCAGUGUUUGAUGAAGUUUUUUUAUUUCCUGUUCCUUACAAUGACUUGAGUACAAGAAAACUACAUUUCUCUGUAUAUGACUUUGACCGAUUCUCCAGGCAUGACCUGAUUGGCCAAGUGGUAGUAGAUAAUUUUUUAGAGUUGUCGGACUUCCCCAGGGAGUGUCAUAUUUGGAAGGAUAUUGAAUAUGUCACCAAUGACAAAGUAGAUCUUGGCGAGUUGAUGUUUUCACUUUGCUAUCUUCCAACUGCUGGUAGACUAACCAUUACUAUAAUAAAAGCAAGAAAUUUAAAGGCAAUGGACAUAACAGGAGCAUCAGAUCCCUAUGUAAAGGUUUCACUAAUGUGUGAAGGGAGGCGCUUGAAGAAAAGAAAGACUUCCACCAAGAGGAAUACCCUCAAUCCUGUUUACAAUGAAGCCAUAGUCUUUGAUGUCCCUCCAGAAAGCAUUGAUCAAAUUAGCCUGUCUAUAGCUGUUAUGGAUUAUGAUCGUGUAGGUCACAAUGAGGUCAUUGGAGUCUGUCAAGUAGGCAACGAUGCAGAAAGCCUUGGGCGAGACCACUGGAACGAAAUGCUCUCGUACCCUCGGAAACCCAUUGCACAUUGGCAUCCACUGGCAGAGGGCCCUAUUCAGCAGAAAUGUUAUGCGGGCCUUCUGCGCAUGGAUGGCUGCCGAAGAGGCUUCCUCACUCUUUUAACCUAUUCAGCAGAAAUUUGGCAUUCCUGUUGA